AUGAGUGGAUCAAAGCAGGAGAUGCUCAUGGUCGCAGAGCGGGAGGUCAGAAGGUCGAGAAGCCUCUGCGGCAGGCGGCUGUGCCGAGCUAACAAGAACUGGACGGCAGAAGAUGGGGGCCGAGUCCCGGGUGUCAGCGUGCAGGGCUGCUCCAUGAGCCGCAUGGCAGACGACAGGGAGGCGGCGCACCGCACGGCAGCCACACCCUCUGCUUGCACCAUCCUGAGCUCCCUGAGAAGGAAAUGGGCAAACUCGGGAGUGACCGGAAAUGCCCCGUGCCCCUUGCCCUGUGCCCUGUGUCCUGUGCCCUGUGCCCUGUGCCCCAGUGCCCCCGUGCUCAUGCCCUGUGCCCCGUGCCCUUGCCCCGUGCCCCGUGCCCUGUGCCCCAGUGCCCCGUGCCCCGUGCCCUGGUGCCCCAGCGUCCCAUGCCCUGUGCCCCGUGCCCUCGUGCCCCAUGCCCCCAUGCCCCAGUACCCCAGUGCCCUGUGCCCCGUGCCCUGUGCCCUGUGCCCCUGCCCCCAUGCCCCAGUGCCCCAGCGUCCCAGUGUCCCAUGCCCCAUGUCCCGUGCCCCAAUGCCCCGUGCCCCGUGCCCUGUGCCCCGUGCCCUGUGCCCCGUGUCCCGUGUCCCUGCCCCCAUGCCCCGGUGCCCCAGCGUCCCAUGCCCUGUGCCCCAUGCCCUCGUGCCCCAUGCCCCCAUGCCCCAGUGCCCCAGUGCCCCGUGCCCCGUGCCCUGUGCCCUGUGCCCCGUGCCCUGGUGCCCUGGUGCCCUUGCCCCAGUGUCCUAUGCCCUGUGCCCUGUGCCCCAGUGCCCCCGUGCCCCAUGCCCCAUGCCCCGUGCCCUGUGCCCAGUGCCCCAGUACCCCAGUGCCCUGUGCCCUGCGCCGCUCACGGGAUGGCGGUGGUGGUCAGUGGGCUUUAAAGAAGCACUGAGCCGAGGCCACCAGUCCAGCGGGUCUGGUGCCCUUGUAAGAAGAGAGGGGCUGAGGCUGCCUGGGGCAGGGCUUGCGCUCGCACACAGGAGGUCCCGCUCAGGGCUGACUGACAGGAAAGGACGCAGGGAGCAAAAGAUGCUGCAGGAGUGUGGGGUGUGGGGGAGAUCACAGCAGGAACCAGCCCGCCUCACCUCCAUCCGGGACCGGAGAAUCCAUGCCCUGAGCCUGGGCUGUGCUGCUUCGGGAUGGUACUCACCGCUGACUGUGCACCCGUCCUCACCCGACUACCCUGAGCACCCGCCCUCACCCGACUACACUGCACACCCGCCCUCACCCGACUACCCUGCACACCCGCCCUCACCCGACUACCCUGCACACCCAUCCUCACCCGACUACCCUGAGCACCCGUCCCCACCCGACUACCCUGAGCACCCGCCCUCACCCGACUACCCUGCACACCCAUCCUCACCCGACUACCCUGAGCACCCGCCCUCACCCGACUACCCUGCACACCCAUCCUCACCCGACUACCCUGCACACCCGUCCUCACCCGACUACCCUGAGCACCCGCCCUCACCCGACUACCCUGAGCACCCGCCCUCACCCGACUACCCUGCACACCUGUCCUCACCCGACUACCCUGCACACCCGCCCUCACCCGACUACCCUGAGCACCCGUCCUCACCCGACUACCCUGAGCACCCGUCCUCACCCGACUACCCUGAGCACCCGCCCUCACCCGACUACCCUGCACACCCAUCCUCACCCGACUACCCUGAGCACCCGUCCUCACCCGACUACCCUGCACACCCAUCCUCACCCGACUACCCUGCACACCCAUCCUCACCCCACUACCCUGCACACCCGUCCUCACCCGACUACCCUGCACACCCAUCCUCACCCGACUACCCUGCACACCCAUCCUCACCCGACUACCCUGAGCACCUGUCCUCACCCGACUACCCUGAGCACCCGUCCUCACCCGACUACCCUGAGCACCCGUCCUCACCCGACUACCCUGCGCACCUGCCCUCACCCGACUACCCUGAGCACCCGUCCUCACCCGACUACCCUGAGCACCCGUCCUCACCCGACUACCCUGCACACCCGUCCUCACCCGACUACCCUGAGCACCCGCCCUCACCCGACUACCCUGCACACCCAUCCUCACCCGACUACCCUGCACACCCAUCCUCACCCGACUACCCUGCACACCCGUCCUUACCCGACUACCCUGAGCACCCGUCCUCACCCGACUACCCUGCACACCCGUCCUCACCCGACUACCCUGAGCACCCGCCCUCACCCGACUACCCUGAGCACCCGUCCCCACCCGACUACCCUGAGCACCCGUCCCCACCCGACUACCCUGAGCACCCGUCCUCACCCGACUACCCUGAGCACCCGCCCUCACCCGACUACCCUGAGCACCCGUCCUCACCCGACUACCCUGAGCACCCGUCCUCACCCGACUACCCUGCACACCCGUCCUCACCCGACUACCCUGCACACCCGUCCUCACCCGACUACCCUGAGCACCCGCCCUCACCCGACUACCCUGCACACCCAUCCUCACCCGACUACCCUGAGCACCCGUCCCCACCCGACUACCCUGAGCACCCGUCCCCACCCGACUACCCUGCACACCCAUCCUCACCCGACUACCCUGAGCACCCGUCCUCACCCGACUACCCUGAGCACCCGCCCUCACCCGACUACCCUGCACACCCAUCCUCACCCGACUACCCUGCACACCCGUCCUCACCCGACUACCCUGAGCACCCGCCCUCACCCGACUACCGUGCACACCCGUCCUCACCCGACUACCCUGCACACCCGUCCUCACCCGACUACCCUGAGCACCCGUCCUCACCCGACUACCCUGCACACCCGUCCUCACCCGACUACCCUGAGCACCCGUCCUCACCCGACUACCCUGCGCACCCGUCCUCACCCGACUACCCUGCACACCCGUCCUCACCCGACUACCCUCCACACCCGUCCUCACCCGACUACCCUGAGCACCCAUCCUCACCCGACUACCCUGCACACCCGUCCUCACCCGACUACCCUGCACACCCAUCCUCACCCGACUACCCUCCACACCCGUCCUCACCCGACUACCCUGAGCACCCGUCCUCACCCGACUACCCUGCACACCCGUCCUCACCCGACUACCCUGCACACCCGUCCUCACCCGACUACCCUGCACACCCGUCCUCACCCGACUACCCUGCACACCCAUCCUCACCCGACUACCCUGCACACCCAUCCUCACCCGACUACCCUGCACACCCAUCCUCACCCGACUACCCUCCAUACCCGUCCUCACCCGACUACCCUGAGCACCCGUCCUCACCCGACCACCCUGGGCACCCGUCCUCACCCGACUACCGUCCUGCCCCAGGAGGUGCUGGCUGCCACGGGGCCUCAAAGGCCGGAGGCCUCCUUCCCUCGGGGCCGGCCACCACCCCCGGGUGUGUGUACAGCACAGACACUGUGCGCUCUGUGGUUGAGCAGCAGGUGUCUGUGUGGAGACUGAGCCAGUCGGCUCGGUGUGUGCUUGGUGACCCCAUCGCCAGGGAGGAAGCCCACGCCAGGUCCACUCCCUGCACUCCGGCUGCCACUGCACUGGUGGCUCCUCUGGACGUGACCUCAGCCGACGAGACCUCACCUGGAUGUGACGUUGGCCCACGUGACCUCAGCCAGUGUCACCUCCCCCAACGUGACGUGACCUCACCUGACAUGACCUCUCCCAACAUGACCUCAGCCAAUGCUACCUCACCUGAUGUGACUUUGCCCCACGUGACCUUACCCAGAUGA
Messenger RNA from Dipodomys spectabilis (banner-tailed kangaroo rat), 3756 nucleotides. Its product is annotated as mucin-1-like. The transcript is spliced from 10 exons. Bases 1 to 3756 code for a protein of 1251 amino acids. The record is from RefSeq and is a predicted model, not a curated record. NCBI's taxonomy places the organism in Eukaryota, Metazoa, Chordata, Mammalia, Rodentia, Heteromyidae.